Prionailurus viverrinus (fishing cat) is the source of this 1039-nucleotide messenger RNA. Its product is annotated as olfactory receptor 52M1-like. Gene Ontology annotation, cellular component: membrane. The transcript has a single exon. Gene Ontology annotation, molecular function: G protein-coupled receptor activity; olfactory receptor activity. Gene Ontology annotation, biological process: G protein-coupled receptor signaling pathway. Lineage: Eukaryota; Metazoa; Chordata; Mammalia; Carnivora; Felidae. The record is from RefSeq and is a predicted model, not a curated record. Bases 95 to 1039 code for a protein of 314 amino acids.
ACUGAAUCUUCAUGUUUUCAGCAUCUGGUAAUGAUCAUCUAUCAUAGCAGCUUCAUCUUCAGAAGUAGUGACAGAAAGCAAAGGGAAAAGCGUCAUGCCUCCUGUCAACACCUCUCGUCCCUCUCCUAUCACCUUCUUGCUGAUGGGCAUCCCAGGACUAGAGCACCUGCAUGUCUGGAUUGGGAUUCCCUUCUGCUCCAUGUAUGUGGUGGCUGUGGUGGGGAAUGUGACCAUCCUGGCCGUGGUGAAGGCAGAGCGGAGUCUCCAUGAGCCUAUGUUCUUCUUUUUGUGCAUGCUCUCCGUCACUGACCUGGUCCUCUCCACAUCUACACUGCCCCGCAUGCUUUGUCUUUUCUGGCUUGGAGCCCAUGACAUUGCAUUUGAUGCUUGCCUGACCCAAAUGUUCUUCAUCCAUAGCUUUACCACCAUGGAAUCAGGCUUUUUCCUGGCCAUGGCCAUUGACCGUUACGUGGCCAUUUGUCAUCCACUGCACCAUACUACCAUUCUCACCCAUGCGCGCAUCACCAUAAUGGGUAUUAUUGUGGUGAUUCGGGGCGUAGCCUUCUUUUCUCCACAUCCCAUCCUGCUCAGGCAGCUGCCCUACUGCAGAACACGAACCAUUGCCCACACCUACUGUGAGUUCAUGGCUGUGGUGAAGCUGGCAUGUGUGGACACAGGAGCCACCACACGUUAUAGCCUCAGUGUGGCUUCUAUCAUUGGCUCAUGUGAUGCCAUUCUCACUGCUGUAUCCUAUGCCUUCAUCCUGCGCUCUGUAUUCCGGCUGCCAUCCCGAGAAGCUAGCUUUAAGGCUCUGGGCACAUGUGGGUCACAUGUCUGUGUUAUUCUUGUCUUCUAUUCCACAGCAGGUUUUUCCAUUUUCACUCACCGUUUUGGGAAAAAUGUGCCUGCACAUGUCCAUAUAUUUAUUGCAAAUAUGUACCUUUUGGUGCCCCCUUUUCUCAACCCCAUUGUGUACGGAGUAAGGACCAAGAAAAUACAGGAGCAUGUUCUUAGAGCACUAAAGGUCAAAGUUGUCUGA